GGAAACCUUUCUGUGACUUUAUGGAGCCAAAAUUUGAAUUUGCUGUCAAAUUCAAUGCACUGGAAUUAGACGACAGCGACUUGGCAAUAUUUAUAGCUGUCAUUAUUCUCAGUGGAGAUCGCCCUGGAUUACUGAAUGUGAAGCCUAUUGAAGAUAUUCAAGAUAGUUUGCUGCAAUCACUAGAACUCCAAUUAAAGCUGAAUCACCCAGAAUCAUCACAGCUGUUUGCAAAAUUGUUGCAGAAAAUGACAGACCUCAGACAGAUUGUAACAGAACAUGUGCAGCUGUUGCAAAUUAUAAAGAAGACGGAGACAGAUAUGAGCCUUCAUCCACUCCUACAAGAAAUUUACAAGGAUUUGUAUUAAGGGUCAUCAGAUUUCUAAUUCAUUUACCUAAGUACGUUCAUCAAAUUGCACUAUUUCUUUAAGAGGGAAAAUAUUACAUACCUAAGAAAUUACUGUGAA
Protobothrops mucrosquamatus (brown spotted pit viper) is the source of this 464-nucleotide messenger RNA. Its product is annotated as peroxisome proliferator-activated receptor gamma. Gene Ontology annotation, biological process: negative regulation of transcription by RNA polymerase II; cell differentiation; negative regulation of inflammatory response. Gene Ontology annotation, cellular component: nucleus. The record is from RefSeq and is a predicted model, not a curated record. Gene Ontology annotation, molecular function: nuclear receptor activity; RNA polymerase II cis-regulatory region sequence-specific DNA binding. Lineage: Eukaryota; Metazoa; Chordata; Lepidosauria; Squamata; Viperidae.